Molecule: messenger RNA, 975 nt
Organism: Pisolithus orientalis
Lineage: Eukaryota; Fungi; Basidiomycota; Agaricomycetes; Boletales; Pisolithaceae
Exons: 2
Source: RefSeq, a predicted model, not a curated record
CGGCGGAAACAGUUGGAUGCAUUCAAACCACGAGAGUCAAGGUACUUCCUCAAUUUGAAGAGUUCCGCAACCACUCGCAACUCCACCUCGUCUUUCGAAAGGGUAGGGCUGCGUAGCAUGGUCGUGAAUGCCUCCAUCCCCGCAGGUUCCCGAUCGCUGACUUCCAAGGACCCCUGGAAUGAUGGGGGCACGCUUCCGCCCUCUGUGUCAUUACCAGAAUCUAUUACUUCGAAGCCCGCGGAUGACGAUGAAUCGGCCAAGGACUUCAUACAGAUCGCUCGGCACUUGGGACAGGUAGAGACACCGAUUUCGUUGCUGCGAAGGAAUAUUGCUACAGCAACGAAGACCACAGUACUGUGGCGCAGAUGUCGGCCAUCUUGGUCAGAGGGGACCCAGUCAAGGUCAUCGCCUACGCUGCACAUGCUAAACAGACAUUCUUCAGAAUAUCCCUGGUCAAGUUCAUGGCAAAGCCUGACGCUCGUAGAAGACAAUCGGGGGAGCACGGGCAUAUCAAAGCAUGUAAGGAAGGUGCGCAGGAAGGACGAAAAAUCGCUGUGCCAUUGCCGGUCAUGCAGAACCGUGUCCGUUUCGUCAUCGCCACCGAGAGCGACCAUCGCAGUUAGGCCUAGUACUUCCCAAGGGUCAUGUGCGCCAUCAAGGAUGUUAUCGGGAACUUCAAUGUCCUCCAACCCCCACUCUGAGUCAUCAGGUGGUACACAAGACAGCCGCGCAACGUGCUUCCGCAAGGGAUGCGGGUAUUUGUUGACACAUGGGAGAUAUCGCAUGUCCAAAGUAUAUUCCUUCAUCAAAGGUUCUAGUUUUUCGUCCAUCACUUGCUUUGCUGUUGGACUUAGACGAUACAGGGCGUAUUUUAGUCCGCAGAAAUCGGAACAGUAGGAGAAAAAGGAUUCCAGCAGCGAGACUUCCAAAAUCACCGCGUGUUCAGUAGUUAUGUCCUUGUACCGUGACCUGACC